This is a messenger RNA of Sitophilus oryzae (rice weevil), 686 nucleotides long. RefSeq lists its product as uncharacterized. The transcript is spliced from 4 exons. The record is from RefSeq and is a predicted model, not a curated record. The coding region runs from base 21 to 686 and encodes 221 amino acids. NCBI's taxonomy places the organism in Eukaryota, Metazoa, Arthropoda, Insecta, Coleoptera, Curculionidae.
AUACAUGCCUUAAAAUUAAUAUGGAGCUUUUUGGCUAUUAUUAUAAUCCAAGUACUGAUACACAUGAUGUAAAAUCAUUCAACACUCCAUUUAAAGUAAUUUGUAACAGCAGUGCAACAAAGGAUUUAAUAGAAGAAUUUGUAACAGUUAUUGACAAUAAGGCAGAUGAGUUUGCAGAAAAAGAUUCCGGAUGGAUCUUACUUAAUUUUAUUCAUUUGGAAAUUAACAUCAAUAAAUUCAAUCCUUUGAGAGCAUCAUCUUUUAUUGAACUACCUCCUGAAAUAGUACGACGUCAAGCUGUAGUUAACAUAAGAAAUAACGAUGACUACUGCUUCGCAUGGUCCAUAGUUGCAGCUCUUCAUACUCCAACAGGUGUUGACUUUGUUACAUCAUUAUACCCUCAUUAUUCAACGGUUUUGAACACUGCAGAACAAGAUGCGUUAAAUUUAUAUCACACAUUUUUAAAGACUCCUAAGAAAAUGAAUACUCUAACAGAAUUAGAACAAACUACAGAUAACAAUGCUAAAAACUGUCAUAUUUGUGAUAAGCCACUUUUAGGGGAUAAAGUUGCCGAUAAUUGUCACAAAACGGGCAGCUAUAGAGGACCAGCUCAUUCUUUGUGUAAUAUAAACUAUAAAAUUCCUAAUUUUAUUCCAGUUAUAAUGCACAACUUACGAACAAUUUAG